Molecule: messenger RNA, 936 nt
Organism: Aspergillus calidoustus
Lineage: Eukaryota; Fungi; Ascomycota; Eurotiomycetes; Eurotiales; Aspergillaceae
Source: the annotation of a GenBank genome assembly
AUGCACACUCACCUCGGACAGACCAUCGCUGCUCUCGUACGUCCGCAGUCAUUGGAGAAGCCUGCGACCCAGGCCCUCAAGCAGCGAUCAGUCAAAUUAGUCGUCGGUGAUCUUGAGAGCCAACCCGUCGAGGAGAUUGCCGCGCUCCUCGAUGGAUACCAAACGGUCAUCAGCGCGGUCGCGGCCGGCGCGCAGCUGGACCAGAUCAAACUGGUCGACGCUGCGGCAAAGGCAGGGACCAAGAGGUUUAUUCCCUGUGGAUUCACCACGAUAUCGCCUCCAGGUGGAGUGAUGAGUCUGCUUCGUGGAGACAAGGAACAAGUCCACGAGAGGAUCUGGUACCACCAUCUUCCAUACACGAUCAUUGAUUCAGGGUACUGGUACCAGAUAUCGUUUCCCAGACUGCCAUCAGGCAAGGUCGACUAUGCGGCAUUGGGCGAGAGCAACACGUUUGUCGGCAACGGCGAUGCCCCAAACCUGUUGAUCGAUAAGAGGGACAUUGGGAGACUGACAGCCAGGAUCAUCAAGGAUGACCGGACUCUGAAUAAACGUGUCUUUCUCCACGCCGAGGUGCUCACACAGCACGACAUUUGGACCAUCAUCGAGGGAAAAAGCGGCGAGAAGGUUGAGACGAGGCUUCGGACGAUGAGAUGCUCGCAAAAAUGCACGCCGCAAGGGCCAAUCUCAGGGCUAACCAAUCGGAUACCAUGGCACGAGUCGCAGUGUGGAGCGCCGAGUAUGAUGUGUCCAAGUACGUCAGGAGAGACAAUACUCCUGAAAACGCGCGGUAUCUGGGAUACCUCGACACGAAGGAGCUGUAUCCUGACUUCAGGCCAAUUACUUUCACGGCCUUCAUUGACGAGCUGUUGGCGGGCAAGGCGCAGAAGCUGUAUCAGGACCAAUUUGAGUUUUUGCGCAAGUAAGAAUCGUGAAUGA